Molecule: messenger RNA, 1583 nt
Organism: Melitaea cinxia (Glanville fritillary)
Lineage: Eukaryota; Metazoa; Arthropoda; Insecta; Lepidoptera; Nymphalidae
Exons: 1
Coding region: 1-1470 (489 amino acids)
Source: RefSeq, a predicted model, not a curated record
AUGGUUGAUUGCACGAACAAUAAUAAAAAGAGUGAGAACCGUGGCGAGGAUAUCGAGGAAUGGAGUGACGACAUGUGUUUACGUAUAGCUCUUGAGGAUAGUUUUCCCAUUAAAGUCAAGGAGCUAUCGGUCCAGAAAGAUAUUAUAAAUAGGUUUCUCAAUUUUUACUUAUCUGGGAAAGUACAAAAGGGUCUAAGUGCUAAAGAUAUUAUUUUCGCGGUAAUUUCAAUCAUGCCUUGUACUAACGAAUCAGAAAAAUUAAUUUGGGAUAACCAUCACUAUAGUGAAGAUGGUACCUUAUUCUUUUUGACUCCUGAAUGUCAAUUAAGGAAUGAAAUAAAAAGUGUUUUAAUGAAACGUGAGACAAAUUUCACUGAGGACAAAUUAAAAAACCAGGAGGUGCAUAAUGAGCAGAUUAAUCUAACAAAAGUAUUUGUUCGUGAACUAAUUACCAAUGAUUCACGAUGUGAAACAAAUGAUAUUGACGUUUCACUAGAUAAAAUGGACGAAAAAGUUGUACCCGAUAAAACUUCAAAAGAUUUUACCGAUGAUCCAAAGUUCCAAACUAAUGAUGUUGGUAAUCUAUUAAAUACUGAUGAAACGGAUGAAAAUGUUCAAUCACUACCACUUGUAAAAUUAAUUUGGUUCAGAAAAAAACCUUUGUAUAAAGCAAAAAUGAAUACUCAGACCAUAAAGUAUGACCCUGUGAACAAUGCAGCUUUUUGCACAUCUUGUAACAAACUGCUUGAUAAAUGGGACACAAAUACGGAUGCUCGAAUAGACUUAAAAUACUUUUUUGGGAUUGUCGCAUUAAGUCUUAUGCGAAGUAUCGUAAAAUCAUACGAACAUGUUAUGCAAAUGUUCAUGAGUACAUUUCCAGAUAGAUUCGCACAUACCAGAAAAUUUAUUAUUUAUUCACCUCCUUGUGCCAUGUGCGUUAGAAAAACUUUUAAAACGUUUAGAAAAAUAGAUCGUAAAAUUCAAAUUAUGUUUGCUAAAUUAGUUAUUAACUCGAGUACAAAAAAACAUGAAAAAUUUUACCCUCCUCGAAUGAACAUAUUCGAUGCAACUAUAUUGGCGCCUUCAUCAAAUUAUGGAAUGGAAUUAAUAAAUAUGAUACAAGAAGUGGCUUGCCUGUCUGGAUCGAAUUCAUUGAAAUUCGAAGCAUUUCGCUUAGAAGAAACAGCAGUUUCUUGGAAUAGAAUAGAUAAAUUCUUAAAAAAAUAUUUGUACGAGUCUACAUACCAAUCGACUUGUUUCUGGGCGCGAGUCAUUGAUACAGAACAAUUCAAAUAUCUGACUUGCGAAAACAAUUACGAAUUAGCAGUUGUAAUAGCUAGUUUUAUCGUAAGUAGAACUUGUAAUAAUGCUAUAUGGAAUUCUCGUUGGGUUAAGAGUGGAACUAAUUUGGAUAAAUAUAAGCAACUUGGUCAUAAAAUCCACGAAGAUUAUCCAAAGAUUUUUUUCUAAGAUACAAGACCAUUAUUAUUAUAUUUUCCACAGUUAGUUUCCUAUUUGAAAAAUACUAUAAAGUAGUCUGUAUAAUACAAAAAAUUAACAAAAAAAAAAAAAUAAUAACUAAU